Molecule: messenger RNA, 1590 nt
Organism: Populus nigra (black poplar)
Lineage: Eukaryota; Viridiplantae; Streptophyta; Magnoliopsida; Malpighiales; Salicaceae
Exons: 6
Coding region: 1-1590 (529 amino acids)
Molecular function (GO): protein dimerization activity
Source: RefSeq, a predicted model, not a curated record
AUGAUCUGGGUAUGCUGUGAAUCUAUGUUUAUAUUCUGGGUAUUCUACAAUUUGCUUCUGGAUUCGGCAAAGCAAGGAAGCAAGGAAGCAACGAAGCAACGAAGCAUUCCAAUUUCCAAGAUUGCAGAUACCUCUAAUAUAUCCAAGACUGCUGAUAAAGUAUUUAAGAUGUUGGAUGCUAUUGUGGAGAGGAUUGGAGAGGAAAAUAUGGUGCAAGUAGUCACUGACAAUGCUGCAAAUUAUAAGGCAGCAGGGCAAUUAUUGAUGGGAAAAAGAAAAAGAUUGUUUUGGACACCAUGUGCUGCCCAUUGUAUUGACUUGAUAUUGGAAGAUUUUGAGAAGAAACUAGAGGUCCAUAAAGUAACUAUUGCUAAUGGGAGGAGAAUCACCUCAUACAUAUAUUCAAGAACUAUUCUCAUUUCCAUGCUCAGACACUUUACAAAAGGAAAGGAUUUGAUUAGGCCUGCUACCACUAGAUUUGCUACUGCAUACUUAACUCUUGGAUGUUUGAGUGAUUGUAAGAUACAGUUGAUGACAAUGUUUACUUCCAUCCAAUGGAGGUCAUAUAGGUUUUCAAAAACAGAAGAAGGGAAGCGAAUUCAAAGUUGUGUUUUGGACAGCAAGUUUUGGCAUGAUGUUACUACAUGUAUUAAGGCAGCAUAUCCUCUGAUAAAAGUUCUUCGAUUAGUUGAUUCAGAUGAGAAACCAGCUAUGGGUUUUAUAUAUGAAGCAAUGGAUCAAGCAAAAGAGAAGAUACAAGUGAAUUUUGGUUCUGUGAAAAAAAGUUAUAUGCCUACAUGGAAUAUCAUUGAUGCAAGAUGGGAACUUCAACUUCACAGACCUUUACAUGAUGCAAGUGGGUUGUUCGGUAUUGAGGCUGCCAAGAUAACAAGGGAUAAAAAGACUCCAGCUAAAUGGUGGGAUUCUUAUGGGGAUGAAUGUCCAGAGCUACAAAAAUUUGCAAUUCGAGUUCUAAGCUUGACUUGUAGUUCAUCUGGAUGCGAGCGAAACUGGAGUGCAUUUGAGAUGGUUCAUACAAAACGAAGAAAUCGUUUGCACCAGAAAAAAAUGAAUGACUUGGUAUUUGUAUUGUGCAAUCUGAAAUUAAAUGAUAACCAAGUCAAAAAGCAAGCUAAUGAUUGUGGUGAAGUUUUUGAUCAUCUCUCAUCUGAUGAUGAUUGGAUAACUGAGGGAGAGAAACAUGAUGGUUCAUCCAACUUUGAUUUGCUUGGUGUCAUUGAUAAUGCAACACGAAGGAAAAACGGUAAAGAAGAUGAAAGUGAUGAUGAAGAAAAUCUUAAUGAUGUUGGGAUGGAGUGUCAUGGAACUGAAGAUGAUUUAGAGAUUCAGAAUGAUGUUAAUCCAGAUAAUUCAAGGAGCUUGGCGUUAAAUAUUGUUGACAAUAUUGGUGUUGGUCCUGGUACUAGUAGUAGCACUAAUGUUCCUAAUAUCGGUGCUGGUACUAGUAGUAGCAGUAAUAAUCCUUUAGAUGGUAAUGAUUUUGAUGACUGUUUUAGGAAUAAUGAGGGAGACAAAGGCAAUGAGAGUAUGUUUAGUUUACAUGACACACCUACAAACUGUUUGUUUUAA